Emys orbicularis (European pond turtle) is the source of this 936-nucleotide messenger RNA. RefSeq names its product olfactory receptor 51G2-like. Gene Ontology annotation, molecular function: G protein-coupled receptor activity; olfactory receptor activity. The coding region runs from base 1 to 936 and encodes 311 amino acids. The record is from RefSeq and is a predicted model, not a curated record. The transcript has a single exon. Gene Ontology annotation, cellular component: plasma membrane. NCBI's taxonomy places the organism in Eukaryota, Metazoa, Chordata, Testudines, Emydidae. Gene Ontology annotation, biological process: G protein-coupled receptor signaling pathway.
AUGUCAACUGUCAAUGACACCAACUUCAACUCUGCAGUGUUCCUUCUCACCGGCAUACCUGGGCAGGAAGACGCCUAUCUCUGGAUUUCUAUCCUCUUCUGCUUAAUUUAUGUUAUUUUGAUAGCAGGAAAUUCAGUCAUUCUGUUCAUUACAAAAAUAGAUCCAAGCCUGCAUGAGCCCAUGUACAUUUUCCUUUCCAUGUUGGCCAUCACAGACCUUGGCAUAUCGAUAGCCACCAUACCGACGAUACUGGGCAUAUUCUUGUUCAACUCUAGGGAGAUCAGCCUCAAUGCCUGUUUUGCCCAGUUGUUCUUCAUCCACUUGCUUCAAUUAAUUGAAUCCUCUGUGCUCUUGUUGAUGGCCUUUGACCGCUUCGUCGCAAUCUGUAACCCACUGAGAUAUGCUUCCAUCUUAACCCUGCCGAGAAUAGCCAAGAUGGGACUGGUGUGUGUGCUAAGGGGGGUGGCCAUGAUAGUUCCACUCCCCCUUCUCCUGAAACGGUACCAAUACUGUCAAGCCAAUGUCCUCUCCCAUUCCUACUGCCUGCACCAGGAGGUCAUGAAGUUGGCUUGUUCGGAUAUCACAGUCAACAGCAUCUAUGGCUUGUCUGCUUCACUCUUAACGUUGGGGUUGGAUUCGCUGCUUAUCUUCUUCUCUUAUGUGAUGAUCUUCAAAACAGUGUUGAGUGUCGCAUCAAAGGUGGAGAGUCUCAGAGCCCUGAAAACCUGUAUUUCCCACCUCUGCAUCGUCCUGCUCUUCUACAUACCAGAGAUCAGCUUGUCUGUGAUACACAGAUUUGGGAAGGGCUCUUCUCACUUGCUUCAGUUUGUCCUGGGCUAUAUCAAUCUGCUGGUCCCACCCCUGAUGAACCCAAUUGUGUACAGCAUGAAAAGCAAACACCUUCGUGCAAGGAUAAUCAGGUUGUUCAUCAAGUGA